GAGCCACGGGUAAACACUACGGCGCGUCCAGCUGUGAUGGCUGCAAGGGAUUCUUCAGGAGGAGCAUUCGGAGCAACCAAACAUACAACUGCAGGUUAAGUUUCAUCAUACCAAAAUGUUUGCUUUGGCACAGAAAAGCCUGAAUAUCCCAAUAUGAAACGAUGUUAAACUCUGAUUAGAGGUGCCGGGGAGCCCCGCUUCAUAUGCUAUAAAAGUUUCAUAAAGGCUUUAGUGGCUCCAGGAGGAAACUAGUUAAGUUUAAUAAAGUGUCAAAGCUGAUGUCACUGGAGUCAGUGUUGCAGACUUUCAAAGUAAAACCUAAAGUGUCAAGCGAUCUCUAUAUUUUCAAUGGAGCUGAUUACAUAAGUAGCCCUGAAAGAACAGAGGCAUAUGUGAACCCUGGAGAAAUUGUGAAUAAUUGAGAAUAUAAACCCAUAAAACCAAAUAAACUCAUACUCUCCAUGAUCAAAGCUCCUUUUAUAUAAGACUUUGAGAAAUGGGAGACACAAUGUUUGACCCAUCCAUAUGUGUACAUACAUGUAAAUAUAUGUACACGUGUUCACACACACAGACGAAAAAAGGGUUUAUUUGCGUAGCUCAAAAAUACAAAAAUAGAUUUCAUCUCAACGUAUUAUAUAUGAUUUAGUGAAAUGUUAACCCUUUUAUAUCUUUCCAGUGUAGUUGAUAUGGUCAUCAUUUAGAAACAGUUACUGUUUUCCUUUGUGAAUCUACCUGUAGUACAGCACAAAGUCAGCUGAGCAUAAAGCUGAAGGGCGCUCACACUGAGCCGGGAUCUGUUGGAUGUUUCUUCCUGCUAAAGUGAAGUUUUUCUCUUUCACUUGUCACAAUAUUUAUAUACAGUAAAAUAAUUAACAUUUCUGUCUGUUGUGGAAAGUGGAAAGUAUUGGAAGUUAGCAGCUCAAUAAAAACUGUGUGAUUUCCUUAAAUCAAACUUUGUUUUUGUUUUUUUUACCCCAAUUGAUGCCACCAUCGUUACCUUGAUUAAAUUAUAAAGUGUCUUGUAAAAUGAAUCUGCUCUAUAUAAAUUAGCUGAAUUGUAAUUACAGUACAAGUCAGAAUGAUGUUGUCUUCACUUGUAGCAACUGUAAAUAUGUACGCAUGCUUCAACAUGGUGCACAUUUUCAGGUUCAACCGGCAAUGUGUUGUGGACAAAGACAAAAGGAACCAGUGUCGUUACUGCAGACUGCAGAAAUGUUUCAAGGCUGGAAUGAGAAAGGAAGCUGUUCAGAAUGAGAGAGACUGCAUCAACCCCCACAGAGCCAAGGGACAACCGGUAGGAACUCUGUCCAUCAACGUGUUGCUGCAGGCAGAGAACAGCGUGCAACAGAGUCGUGAGAUCAGCGCCAAGAAAACAGCCCGUGUGGGAGACGUGUUUGAAUCAAUGAAGCAACAGCUCCUCCUGCUGGUGGAAUGGGCCAAACAUAUCCCAGAGUUUUGCAGCCUUCACAUAGAUGACAGGGUGACCCUUCUGCGAACCCAUUCUGCUGAACAUCUGAUUCUGGGGGCAGCAAGACGUUCGCUACCCUAUAAUGACGUCAUUCUUUUAGGCAACGACUUUGUGAUCCCCCUGAGAGGAGCGGAGUUGGAAGUGUCCAGAGUGGCUACCAGAAUCCAGGAGGAGCUCGUCAAGCCUCUCAGGGAACUGGACAUUACAGACAAAGAGUUUGCUUGCCUCAGAGCCAUAGUUUUCUUUGCCCCAGCAGACUGUCCAGGCCUGGAGCACCCUCAGCUGAUCCGAUAUUUGCGUCUCCAGGCCCACGUUCUACUGGAGGAAGCGACGUGUGAUCAGAGAGGAAGGUUAGGAGAACUUCUGCUGAUUCUUCCUGCUCUGCAGAGCAUUUCCUGGCAGAUGGUGGAAACGCUCCAUUUGGCAAAGCUGCUCGGCGAAGCCAGACUGGACAGCCUGCUGCAAGAGAUGCUGCUUGGAGAGGGAACGGCAACGACCCAAGGGCAGUGUGCCGGCAGUAUCCUGAACUGUGAGCGUCAGAAUGACCUCCGACCUUCUCCUGCCACCUUCACCUCUGAGCUCCCAUGCUUCCACUAGUCUUGCAGUCGUCCUGCUGCCCACACAGACUGGCACUGAGGUGUACAGACAUGGAGAGGCUGCCAAUGCGCCCACAUUGAACCAGAGGUCCAUGUCCUCUACAAGUAAACACCUAAAGGAGCAACAAUUCAGCUGAAGGACGAGUGGAGUCCUACCAGGUCUUCAGAGGAUCACAAGCAGGCAUAUAGAGACUCAACCACAAACUCAAUAAUGAAAACAAACAAAAAAACACCCAGAAAUAAACAAGUUGCUGGCAGUUAUUUAACUAAUGUUUUUAAAUACAUAUAUAAAUUUUAAAAGUGAAGUUUCAAAUACAGGCAUGAAUCAAACAACUGAACUGAUAAUAUUUAGAAUAUCAAUUAGAACAAAAAAAAGUGGAAAACUGAUUUCUGAUAUUGGAGCACUGAACUGAACAGUGUUGUCCAGCAGAGGGCACUACAAUGCUAUUAUUUGACAUUUUCAAAAGACUGAUUUUAUAAAUUAACACCAGGAAAGAAAUAGUUUACUUUUAAUCUUCCUUAGCUGCGUCUUUAUACACACAAAACUGACAACACAACUUCUCUAUAUCAAAAGAUAUUUCUCUUGGUCCAGAAAUUGAGAAUUUAUGUUUUGGUUUUUUUGUUGUUGUUUUUUUUACCAAAUUCUGAGUCUUCAGACAAAAAUGCUAGCAAAAGAGUCUAAUGUUCUGUGGUCAAAUAUUAAGAGUAAGCCCAGCCUAGUACCCAUGUGUGAAAUUAAUGGCAAUUAAAACAUAAUAGAAAUAAUGUACAUGGCAGACCUAACCCCUGAAUAAAAUCCAUCUAUUUAU
This is a messenger RNA of Poecilia latipinna (sailfin molly), 2873 nucleotides long. It is a transcript of the gene hnf4b, whose product is annotated as hepatic nuclear factor 4, beta. Gene Ontology annotation, molecular function: zinc ion binding; RNA polymerase II cis-regulatory region sequence-specific DNA binding; DNA-binding transcription factor activity. Gene Ontology annotation, biological process: regulation of DNA-templated transcription. The record is from RefSeq and is a predicted model, not a curated record. The transcript is spliced from 8 exons. Bases 1079 to 2065 code for a protein of 328 amino acids. Lineage: Eukaryota; Metazoa; Chordata; Actinopteri; Cyprinodontiformes; Poeciliidae.